AUGUCAGCUGGUGUGUUGCCAGACUCUCUGGACGCAGCAGUGGGAGGAACAGUGAUGUUCAGCACGACACUGUCACCAACAGAAACACCACUGACUGUUGUGUGGCGCUCCAGCGGUCCCAUAAUAACCUCCACUCCCACCGCCAACAUCACUGCCCCUAAGUAUGACGGCACCAUCACCCUUUUCAGGUCCACUGGAUCUCUGGAGCUGAGGGAUGUCCACGACGAUGACAUUGGAAAAUACAGAGUUACUAUUGUCACCACUGAACGGAAGAGGCUCACUGGGAGCACAGAUCUGAGAGUUCAUGUUCCCAUCACUGGUGCUCAACUGACCCCCAGCUCCGAAGACUUGCUGGAGUUCAACAGUUCUGUCACCUUCUCCUGCUCCGUCUCCUCUGGGUCCUCGCUCUCCUUCCUCUGGCAGAACAUCAGCUCUGAGAUCUCUGCCAGUGAUGGAGUUCGAAUCACUGAUGGAGGAGCCAAACUCACCGUCCUAAAUGUGACUCGCUAUGACCAGGGACCCUUCAGGUGCAGCGUCUUCAAUCCAGUGAGCCGAGGCGUCACUGAUCCACUCACUCUCUCCAUCAGCUAUGGACCUGACGAUGUGGACCUCCAGGUCUCACCAUCACAGGAGCACUUUGAGGAAGGGUCCAACAUCAGACUGAGCUGCUCCUCUUCCUCCAGUCCUCCUGCACGACUCCAGUGGUUUGUGAACGACACCCUGCUGCCCAACACUGGGGCAGAACUGUUGGUCAGUUCCACACAGAAGGGAUAUUACAGCUGCCAGGCCUUCAACAGCAAAACCUUGAGAUACAGAUCAUCUCGCAGGACAGCCACGGUUCUUCUGGUUCCCAUCACUGCUGCUCAACUGACCCCCAGCUCCGAAGACUUGCUGGAGUUCAACAGUUCUGUCACCUUCUCCUGCUCCGUCUCCUCUGGGUCCUCGCUCUCCUUCCUCUGGCAGAACAUCAGCUCUGAGAUCUCUGCCAGUGAUGGAGUUCGAAUCACUGAUGGAGGAGCCAAACUCACCGUCCUAAAUGUGACUCGCUAUGACCAGGGACCCUUCAGGUGCAGCGUCUUCAAUCCAGUGAGCCGAGUCCUCACUGAUCCACUCACUCUCUCCAUCAGCUAUGGACCUGACGAUGUGGAUCUCCAGGUCUCACCAUCACAGGAGCACUUUAAGGAAGGGUCCAACAUCAGACUGAGCUGCUCAUCUUCCUCCAGUCCUCCUGCUCGACUCCAGUGGUUUGUGAACGGCACCCUGCUGCCCAACACCGGAGCAGAACUGGUCCUGACAGCUGCUACUGAGGCUCAGAGUGGAGCUUACAGCUGCCAGGCCUUCAACAGCAAAACUCGGAGAUACAGAACAUCAGCUGCAGCUGUGACUGUGCUGGGUAAGAUCUCUGCUUUCAUCAGACCUUUAAACACCUUCUGA
Synchiropus splendidus (mandarinfish) is the source of this 1434-nucleotide messenger RNA. Its product is annotated as carcinoembryonic antigen-related cell adhesion molecule 5-like. NCBI's taxonomy places the organism in Eukaryota, Metazoa, Chordata, Actinopteri, Syngnathiformes, Callionymidae. The transcript is spliced from 6 exons. Bases 1 to 1434 code for a protein of 477 amino acids. The record is from RefSeq and is a predicted model, not a curated record.